ACGAUAGUUAGAUUGUUCCUGGUUUGGUUUUGUUUUUCCCUUUUCAUUUUCUUCAAUACUCUCGUCUGCUGUGUGACAAAGUCAUCGCCUGUGUUCCAUGUCUUCUUAUCGUCCCAUGGAUUUAUCGUAAUGUUCUUAUGGGCGCUGUUCACAGUGUCUCAAUUCAAAAGGUGCAUUGGAUUUACAAUGGACCGGCUUUAAAUCGUUAAUUCAUUUCUAGCCAUGGAUGUAACGGAUUAACGGGUGCUGGUCUUCUCGUCUGCUGGAGAUCAAGGAAACUGCUUCCUGGCGGAGAGAUCUGCCAAACAUCCUGUUAGCCCCUACAACCAUUGAGUUCCAGAAGAUCAAAUUUGGAGUUUUAAUAUUGUUUCAUAAAAAGUGAUAAAAUAUUGUGUCUUUGUGUGACCUGUGUGUUAUUUUUAUAAAGUUACUUACUUGACCUAGUUAGUCACACAAGAUCGUCUGCUGUUGAUUGUAUUAUUUCUGGAUUUACCCGAUCUUCAGAUAGGGUCAUGGUGGAAUCGAAGGGACUCUGGCUCGAAACUCGAAGACUGGGAUUCUUAAUCUCGGGAUUUCUAAGACGCCCCUGAGUAAACCCACCUCUAGAGGGCAUCCGAAAGAAUUUUGGAAAAGUGAAGACGAUUGGUUGUUGGACACAUGGGACUCUUCUUAACUGUUGGCUAUAGAAACAGAUAACCUUUUUAUCUUUUCGAUAGAUGUCAAGGUUUUUGAAAAGUUUAUAAACUUAUCUCCCCUAGUUUCAGUUUGUGUCGACCUCCAUAGCUGUGCACGUCACAGAUUACGUCAGAUGUAACUUACCAGGACCAUGAUCGUCUGACACGCCUAUUUUAGAUCGUCUGCAAUCAGUUUUAUUUCUAUUUGGAUUUACACACCUACAGAGACUUAGGAACGAUAAUUCCUAAUGAGGGUUUACACGCGGUAGUUCCGAGUGUUCUCCUAAACGAGUUGUAUCCUCAUCAGUGACGUAGAGAACAGAAGAGCAAUGGCUGCAAGAUGAGGUACUUGUUACCACGGAAGUUACGUCACGGCCGCCGAAAAGCCAUCCUCAAUAUAAGAACUGGAUUAGUCCCACUGUCAAGGGUAUCUCCAGUAGAAGUGAAUUACAAACGUUAGAUCCCUUAGUCCAAUGAGAAAGGUCCUGCAGAUGACCUUACAAUACUAAACCAACGCUCAUCUAUAUUCUAUACAGUAGCAUCUGCGCUACUUACCCUUGGAAGACGCCAAAACGAUUAUCUUCUCUUGCAUAUUAUCUCCCUGAUGUCACUCCUGGGUCACUCUACGGGAUGUCAUUCCAGAUGUCACAGGACUCUGUGACUUGUGCGACCAACCCACCCCCCGCUGCGACUCUCCUGUUUCCUUCUGUGAAGUAAAGAAGAGUUAGAGCGUGGGAGAGCUCCAGUGCUGUCAGGAACUGUCGAGUCGCUGCGACAAUGAACCUCGCCGACGCGGACAACCGCGUCAUCAUCAACGUGGGCGGCAUACGCCACGAGACGUACAAGGCCACCCUGAAGAAGAUCCCGGCCACGCGCUUGUCCCGGUUGACCGAGGCCCUGGCCAACUAUGACCCGGUCCUUAACGAGUACUUCUUUGACCGGCAUCCAGGGGUCUUCGCCCAAAUUCUCAACUACUACCGCUCGGGUAAACUCCACUACCCCACAGACGUGUGCGGCCCACUGUUUGAGGAAGAGCUGGAGUUCUGGGGGUUGGACUCGAACCAGGUCGAACCGUGCUGCUGGAUGACGUACACCCAGCAUCGGGAUACCCAGGACGUACUGGCCAUCCUUGACCGCCUUGACCUGGACACAGAUAAACCCACGGAGGAAGAGAUUAUGAAAAAGUUCGGUCUGGAGGAGGAAUACAAAAGCGGCGAACUAAAUUGUUGGCAGCGGAUUCAGCCCAAGAUUUGGGCGUUAUUCGACGAACCAUACUCUUCAACUUCCGCCAAGCGUCCGAUAUUAUCGAGGAUUAUUGCCGUCAUUUCCGUCUUCUUCAUCGUCAUCUCUAUAUUAUCAUUCUGCCUAAAGACCCACCCAGAGAUGCGGGUGCCGGUCCUGAGAAACGAAACGUCUCAGACCGGGAAUGGGAGCUACACCUGGCGCCUGCAGAAGCUCAAGACGGAGCCUCACGAGGCGUUCUUUUACAUCGAGUGCGCCAGCAACGCUUGGUUUACCUUUGAGAUCAUCAUCCGCUUCGCGGUGGCGCCCAACAAGCUCCGGUUCCUGAGGGCGCCCGUGAACGUGAUAGACAUUGUCGCCACGCUCAGCUUCUACCUGGACUUCUUCCUGACCGAGAUCGAGCAGGAGAGCGAGAUCCUGGAGUUCUUCUCCAUCAUCAGGAUCAUGAGGCUGUGCAAGCUGACGCGGCACUCGGCGGGGCUUAAGAUUCUCAUACACACAUUUAAGGCCAGCGCCAAGGAGCUGAUUCUUCUCAUUUUCUUCCUAGUUCUAGGGAUUGUCAUCUUCGCCGCGCUCAUCUACUACGCGGAGAGGAUUCAGUACAACCCGGAUAACGACUUCGAAAGCAUCCCUGUGGGCCUGUGGUGGGCCAUCGUAACCAUGACCACCGUGGGCUACGGCGACAUGGUUCCCAAGACUUACGUGGGCAUGUUCGUCGGCGCCCUCUGCGCCCUGGCCGGCGUGCUAUGCAUAGCCUUGCCGGUGCCGGUCAUUGUGUCCAACUUUGCGCUCUUCUACUCCCACACGCAAGCCAGAUCCAAGCUGCCCAAGAAGAGGCGACGAGUUCUUCCCGUGGAGGCGCCCCGACCGAAAGGCACGAAGGCGCCGGGCAUGGCAGGUGGCGGCGGCGGCGUAGGAGGACCUCAAAAUAGGAGGAUGAACGCCAUUAAACAUAAUCAUCCGGGUGCGUUGGAUGUUAAAAUGAACCGUAUAGCUCACGGGGGUGCCCUACAGGAGCUGAUGCCCUUCCGUAGCCAUUAUAAUCACUUUGGAGUCCUCAUAGGCCACAAUGGAGAGGAAGCCAUCCCAAUGCUGAUGCUGAACCACACGGACAAGCUGGAUGGCCAGGCACGCUCCAGAGCAACAUCCAAUGCUGACAAGAUUGGUAAUCUCCUUGACCACUCUUUGACUGGGCCCAUCACUAGAGCAACUGACAUCAGAACCACUGAUAAUCAACCUUCUUCCACGGCCCUGUCCGGCCUUCUGGUCACUCCCAAUGCCCAGAUCACAAUGAACAACUCCACAGGGCCAACAGUCGCAACGUCUCCACAUGAUGACAAAUCUGAUAAAGCUUUUCCUGGCUCAUCAGACGGAGCUGUGAUUGAGCCAAUAGUCACAACCCUGCCCCCUUCAAACCUUAGCUCCUCCUCCUCUGUGACAGCCAAUCAAAACAUGGAACAACGAUCCUUAGCAGGAACUCCAACCAAUAGCAGUUCACCAUCAGCACCUUCUUCUAAUAAUUUAGUAGCAGUCAACACAUAGCCCCUCCUGGAUUAGAAACUUAUAGUUUUGUUUGCCUCGAUCUUGUUUAUUUAUAUAUAUAUAUACAUAUGUAUACAUAUAUAUAUAUAUAUAUAACUUCUGUUAUGUAGAAGAAAAAAAAAAACAAUUUUUUUUUUAUUUUGUUGUUGUUAUGUUUUUUGUUUAACUUUGCCUUGUCUGAUAUUUGUACUAUGAGUAAUGAAGCAGACGUGAAAUUCACACAUAAGUUAUUUUUUUUGUUUUCUCUGGAAUAAUGUAACAUACUGCAUUAAUGAUUUUUUUUUUUUCAUUUUAGUUAAUGUUAUAAAUAUGUCAUUAUUCAUUCAUUUAGACUAGCCCCCUGAUUGGCUUUUGUUAAAGGUUUAUUUCUUAAUUCUGUAAGUGCUGAUGACAUUUUUUUAUUGUGAUAAUGAGAACUUAUUACUGUUCUAUAUUUUUAAACAGAGCAGAUACUGGCUGUGUGACCCUGAUAGGGCAAGUUAACAGUAUUGUCUUUAGUGUGUCUUCAAAAAAUCAAAUAAAUAAAUAAGGAAGACUAUACAUGUAUACACUACAGGAGAACAAGGACAAAGGGAGAUAAAUUUUUGUUCUGUAUAAUUCCAAGAAUGUGUUGUUCUUUUUUUAACUUUCAUACAUAUGCAUCAGAACUGUUAUGGUCAUCUUUAUAUAAUAUGAUAUUUAUUUUCCUUUUAUUUUUAAUUUAAGAAACAAAAUGUUUGCUGCAAAUACUGAUAUUACAAAAAGUUUUCAAUAAGUAUCCAUUAGAGUGAUUAGCUUAUAUGUGAUAGAGAAGAGUGGAAUAUAAAAUUCAGAUUGUAGAUGUAUGUGAGGAUGUCCCUAGGGAUAUAUGCCAUCAAAGUCUUUGAUUUGAUUAAUGCUUUUAAUGUCAGAGAACAUGUUUCUUAGUAAGGAAGGAAAUUCCUUUAGCCAUUUGUUGUUGAAAACAGUUAUAUAAAACAUUAUUAAUAAUAAGUCAUGAUUAUGAUUAUUUAAUUAGUUUCUUGAAGAAGCUUAGAAAAUGAAUGACUGUGCACAUUAAUAUUUUGUAAAAAGUCUUCUUAUAAUAUUUUUUUCUUUUGUAAACAGACUUUAUUUUUCUUGAUUCUUUUCAAUAUGAGAAUUAGUAGGUUUCUGUAAAUGUCAGCAAAUAUGUAGCAUAAACAAUUAUUUUUAUAUAUAUUUUAUCAAUAUAGGGCUUUAUUAUACACCCUUUUGUUAAGAAUGAAAGUUUAAAAAAAAGAAGAGUAAAAAAAAUUACUAUGUACAUUCUUUCUAAUAUUUUUAUAAUUGCAUUCUAUAUAUUUAUUAGUUACAUUAACCAAAAUUUUAACAUUUUUUAUUAUUUUUGCGGUUUCUUUUUUUUUUUUGUUCUAGUAUUAAAUAUAAGACCAUCAACUGAUUCCUAGACUUCCAAAAAAAAAAAAAAGAAAAAUAUAGUUUGACCAAAGAUAAUUAUAAUAUUGAAAACAACUCCUCAACAACUGCUGAAUAGAUGUUGCUUGCUUGGGCUUUUUUUUUGUUUUCUCCAUAAGGUAAUGGUACAUAGAAAAAGUAAAAACAAGACACCCUGCUCGUUAACCAUUGGCCAAAGAAACAGAUGACCUUAAUAUCAUCUGUCAUACAGGUCGCACAGUCUGAAAGGGAACUUUACUUUUUUUUAUUUUACAUAGAAAAAAAGUAUGAUUUGGAUGUGGUCUUUGAGUUCAGUAAGAUUUUAAGUUGUGUAGUUAGUGAGACACAUUCAUUUAAAAUUUUAAGUUCUAAUCUUUGUAAUGACUUAAUUUAUUUUUUAAUUACUAUUUAAACACAUGAGGCUAAUUGAUAGGUAUGCAUGCAUCUAUUUUGCUUAAGUUAGUCUUUUUGGUGCCAUAUCUUGCAAUGCCUUAUUGCACUAGGCAUUUUUUUAAAAAGUUUUAUCAACAUCUCUGGAGAUCUCAUUGGAAUUUUCUUCUUCCACUAGCUGAUUUCACUGUUGAGCUGUUUGGCCAUUUAGCAGUUUUUGUCUUGAAAAAAAAUUAAAAUAUAGAUCUUUCCCAAUGAUUCAUACUGCCUUACAGGUUUUGGGUUUUACUUGAUUGCUGAGGUAAUUGAGUUUAGGUUGCGUAGCUCUAUUAGUAAAGUUUCAACUUUGUUAUUGUUUAAUUAUUCAUCUUAAGAUCAGCUAUUGUGAUGCAGCAUAUCAUUGCUCGUAUACUGGUCAGGAUAAGUUGCAACUUGAUUUUUAUUCUGAGACACUUUUCAUUUAACAGAUCCACUUUGUAAUCUUCAUUUGUCUCCAUGAUCAAACCUUCUAUAUUCUAUAUUUAUUUUUAGUUUUAUGCAUUGGCAACUUUGUUCUUGAACAACUAAUAAUAUUGGCCUUCAUCAGUCAUAAGAUGACUGACCCCUUUCAGUAGAUAACUAUGCCUCACCUCAUGUGGAAUCAGACAAGAUGAGAGCCUGGGACUUGACUAUGGUCAGAAUGUUGUCUCCCUUUCAGCAGCUCCCUACUACAAUCAUAAGCUUGGCUGUUUUGAAAUUCUCUUCUUUUAAAAAUUUUCUAAAGGUUUCAAUUUCCUCUUUUACAUUCAAGCAGAAAAAAAACCCUUUUCAAUAGUUUAAUAGUAUUGAUAGUGCAGUCUUGACUCCUUUUUUUAAAAUACUAUUGUUCAUAUCUUAUAAGAAUAUGUAAACUAAUCAGUCCAGCAUAUAUGCCUUUGCUAGAACGAACGUUUCUAAAUAUCUUUGCAUCAGAAAUGAUGCAGUUGAAGUGAAAUUUUUCUUUCAUUGUGAGUGCUUUUAUUACCAAUAUUGCUAAUAAGCAUUGUGGCCAGGUGGUGUUAAGGAAAUCUUUUCUAGAUUUAUGUUUCAAGAGAUUCCUUCUUUAACUCUUUCUCUCCAUUAUUAUUUAACAUGUUCUGAUGGAAUCAACAUUAGUAUCGUCAGUUAAGAGAGAAAAAAGUUAAGCACUAGAAAAAAAUUUUGUCAUAAAUGAAUAGUCUUUAAAAGUAAGAAAUGAUAUUAUAAAUGACAAUUAGCCUUUUUGGCAACAGGAUGUGCCUGGAAUUUUAUUUAAUAUUCUGAUUAUUAUAAGUGCUCUCGUUUAAUUUUUUUUUUCAUAAAUACAUUGCCAUAUUUAGUCACUUUUGUUAGUUUGGUUUCAGAUUUUUUUUUAUAAGUGAUAGGAAAUAAUGAAUGUUUUUAGGAUAUAAAAUUUGACCUAAAUAUGAAUAAAUGUCUCUUCCAAUCAUCUAUUUAUUAUUUUUUUCCAGAAAUUUUACCAUACCCUCUGUUAAUGCAAAUUUCAAUCAGUGGAAAAUUAGGGUUAGGAUGGAUCUGUUAUAAGUAAUUUAUUGUUGCCACAAUGAUCACAAUUUUUCUGUAUAUUUUCUUUUAUAUUGGUUUAAAAAGAAAAACCAUGUGGUGAUUGAACAAAAUGUGUUGCUGCUGGAUGCUGGGAACAGGAUGAGUAGAUAAUAUAUGAAAUUUAAUUCUUUGGUUUUGGAUUGAUUUUCAUCUUUCAUUCACAUGCUCACAUGUUGUUGUUUUUUUUUUGUUUAGUUCAGGGCUUUGUGUUUUAAUUUUAUUUCAAUUUCAUGUGAUGCCGCUUCCAGCUGUCUGUUACUCAUCACAUAAGAUUGAACCUUCAUUAUGUUCAUUCAUUCAAUUAAUUGUGUACAAAAAAAAAAAUAAUUGACUGUGAUGACAUCUCAUUAUUAUUUUUUGUUUGUCAUUAAUGAAUUUUAUCAGCUGUGAUGAUGAACAUUAAUGUGUAAUUGUACUGCAAUCGAAAGUGGAAUGGAGAGAAAAAAAUUAAGAAAUUCUUGAAUCUUAUGUUUUUAUUUGAAAUUCAUGUAAUUACUAUGACAUUGUUUCUAUGAACUUUGACCGCAGAGUAGCCUACUACUAUGGUUUGUGUACAUACAUGGUGAAGGAAAUAAUUUUUUUUUUGUUAGUGAAACUUAGCAGAGUCUUAUUAGGCUUAUCUCAUUUACAAUUAUAGCACUCAACUCAUGUCAGAGGUGAGGGAACUGUGCUUUGCACGUGGCUCACUCAAUCAAAAAUUGUCUGCUGUUUUAAGUGUAAAAUCUUUUGCUAUAAUUUAUGUCUAUUGAGUGAGUGCAGCACCAGGGCCAGCCUUUGAUAAUUAGAGGCCCUAGGGAAAGGGAAUUUGGUGGCCCCAAGUGAAAUAGAAAAACGAAAAAUAAGGGGAAAAAAUAGAAUUACACAAUUUAUUUCAAACCUAGUGGGCACAAGUCUCACUAUUUCUUCUUUAACAAAAUUGUUUUGAGUGCUAUGUGAGGCCCAUAACAAUCGGAGGCCCUAGGCAGUAGCCUAGUCUGCCUAUACCUAAGGCUGGCUCUGGAGGCACUACUGCCUUUAUGAUGAAAUGCAUUUUUUUAGAUUAUUUUUUUUUGAGAAACAGUUUAAAAGUUUUUUUAAUUAAUUAAAUCUAAUUGUCCACCACUUGUUAUACAUUGCUGAACAUUAUUUUAAUUAAUUAUGAAAUAGAGUUUUUUUGUAAGUAAAAGACAACAAAAUGGAUAAUGAGGGAAUAAAAAAACAACUAAUGGCUAAAGCCAACUUCAUUUCAAAACAUUAAAUUGGCUAUUAUAUCUUUACAAUAAAAAUGAAAUCUAAAUUUUGCUAUAAAUAUAUAUAUACAUAUUAUAUAUAUACUGUAAUAAAUGUCUCUUUACUCCUUUUUAUUUUAAAUAAUUAGUGUUGGACUUGAAAACUCUGGGUUUUUUCUGAUCACAGAUGUCUAUGUAUUUAAAACAACAGACAUUUUUUUUUACCACAGCUAUUAUUAUUAUAUUAUUAUUAUUAUUAUUAUUACAAAAGUUUGUAUUGCCAUUGGGAAAAACAAUAUGAUAAUUAUUACUUUAUUACUGUCACUGAUAUUUUUUUAUAUCAAUAAAUGUGAUAGAUACCUUUUACUUAGUGAUGUUCAUUUGAAAUCUCACCAAUCCAAUGAUAACACUGGACCACAAUAUUUAGAUUUGCUUUCAUUUUGAAAUAGAAUCUCAUUGAUCACAUUUUACCUCCUCUUCCAUCCUCCCUGUUCUCAAGCAACUUUAAAUCAUAACCUAUCAUAAGCUAGUCUGUAGUGUUAUUCUUUCAAACCAAUGUGUCCACUAACAAACUAGCAAGCAACUGAUUUGAUAAUAACCAUUUUCUCAAUUUUUGUAAUUCUAACUAGGAAGCUAAAAAUAGCUCAAGGGAGAUAUCAUGGAAUCUCCAUAUUGAUGAAACCAUUAGGAUUUAUUAAAAGAAAUUUCUAUAAAUCAAAUAACAACUUUAAGCUAAAAUGCAAUUUCAUCUUUGUUGGGCCAAUAAUAGAAUAUACACAUAUCAUCUGGGACCCCUCAACACGGGAAAACAUUAAGAAACUGGAACAGACACAAAAUAGAGCAGUGAGAUUCAUAACAAACAAAUAGAUUUAAAUCUUGCCCUGGGUUUUUAAUAAUAUUGGCAGUAAGCAAUCAUGGUACUCUCGGCUUAAUUGGGAAUAGAUCUUAUGUUACUUUGGAUUUCACUGAGAAAAGACCCUUCUGAAAUAUCAUCAAAUAUCUUGUAGGAAAAUUAAGUAACAGAGAGGAGUUUUCUCUGCAGCCACAUAACAGUAAUGCAAACUGUAGAAUAUGAAAGAUAAAUGCAACUCUCAUGUACUAUAUAGAUUUUUAGCCUAAAACUAAAUGGAAUCUUUAAGAAACUUAGGUUAGCUUAAAAGUAUAUUUUUUUCCAGACCAAAUCUCUUAAACAUUCACCUUUAUUCUUCCAUUUAUCUUCCUCUUUUUUCAUGGGAUACGAUUUCUCUGAAUUAAGCUAACUGAAGACAUGUUAACUCUUUUAAACUCAUCACACUAACACAGCAAAUUUAUAUAUAACUGAUUACUUUUGUAAAUAUUUGGGAAUAAGUUGUAGGUUAGACAGUUUAGGGUUAAAAUGUUUCUUCUUAUUCUCUACCCACUCAUUAUGCUUUUCAAACUCUUGUUAGUUAUAUUUUUACAAGGCAAAAAAAAAAAAAUCCUUUAAAAUUUAAUUCUGCUUUGUUUCUUACCUAAUUUGUUCAUCUUAGUGCUACAUAAUAAUUACUGAAUGAGGUUACAGAAAAGUAAAAAGUAGGCUUAAUAAUAAUAAUAAUAAUAAGGCUUGUCUUAGAGUCCAUAGAUUGAUCAGGAAUGCAGUAUUUCUAGUGGCUACGCUAGGCUUAAAUAGAUUUACAAUGAUAUUUUAAAAAUAUAAGAUAAUAAUUUAAAAUUAAUUAUUUAUUUAAAAUUUCUGGGAUUGCAAUACAAGGAUUCUUACCACCCAACCCCUUUUAUCAACCAUUGACCUUUUCACUUAUCAUAAAUAUUCAUUUUUUUUUUAUAUCGAUUUAUAGAGAAAUCAAUCGCACCACAUUUCUUAUCAAUUUCACUUGUAUUAUUAUUACUAUUAUUACAAUUAUUAUUAUAACUCUUGCUAUUAUCCAUUUACACCCACAGUCAUUCUUUAUUCUUAUUCUUUUCAUUAUUAUUCUUGCAGAAUUUCAUCUUCAAAUUUAUUUUGAUUUUUUUUUUCAGUUUAUGACUAAAAUAAACAUGAGUGCUAAAC
Molecule: messenger RNA, 10037 nt
Organism: Biomphalaria glabrata
Lineage: Eukaryota; Metazoa; Mollusca; Gastropoda; Planorbidae
Product: potassium voltage-gated channel protein Shaw-like
Exons: 13
Coding region: 1452-3458 (668 amino acids)
Biological process (GO): potassium ion transmembrane transport; protein homooligomerization
Cellular component (GO): neuronal cell body membrane; voltage-gated potassium channel complex; axon
Molecular function (GO): delayed rectifier potassium channel activity; protein binding
Source: RefSeq, a predicted model, not a curated record